AUGGCGUCCCUCUGGGUCCUAGGCGUCUUUUACAUCGUUUGGCUCAUCAGGGAUCUCUUCUGGUUGCCUUUUGGUCCGUCGGGAACGGACUCUUUUACUGGAGAUGCGGCAAAAGACUUCUUUGCUCAUUACACGGGUCGCCAGGAGUGUGGCUUCUCAUCAGUUGAUGUCUACAACCCACCAGAGGGCAAGGCAUACUGCCGGACUCGUGACUCAUUGCUCAGUGCCAUGAGCAACGGAGGACGGCAUGGCUUCGAUGCUGCCUAUACAUCACAAGGCUGCGUAUACCGUUGGUACACUAGCUCCCAGAUUUGUGAUAUACUGCAGAGAUUCGACGGAAUCGUGUUUAUUGGCGACGAAUCCCUGGCUGGCGCGUAUGCUGGAUUCAAUAUUCUCCUUCGAGAAAAUCUUCCUUCAGGCUCCCUGCGCGAUUGGGAGAUGAGCAAUGAGUACAUCACCCAAUGUAAAUGUGACUCGCAGCUCAACAACCCGUCCUGCUGGCCGAAGCGAAUCAGAUCUAGCGAAGAGGUCUUCUCUCAGAGCGACAAAUCGACAUCUCGAAGUUCUUAUGCCUGCUCAAAGCACGUUCCACACGCUUUUGUACAAGUAGUCGACUCUCCUUCCUCGAUGAGCUCUCGCGAAAAAGUCCAAAAACUGCUGUCCCUAGCCGAUGGCCAAAAGAAGCCUGUCCCUGUGAUUCACAGCGUUUCGCUCUCCGCGUCCUUCUCCCUGCCCAUAGCCAAGAACAGCAUGGAUGAAUGGCUAGCCCUUGCAAAGACCACUAACCGAAACACCCCUUUUCUCUGGAUAGGUCCUACGGCCGCCGGCCAUCAAAGGCCUACCACCGCCAACAACAUUCCUGCCAACAGCGCGGUAUGGCAGUAUGCCCUGGAUACUACCGGUGCAGCUCGGAGUAGAGGCAUGGAUGUCCUGGGCAUGUAUAAUGCUACUUUGCAAGCGGCUAGCUGGGAUGGCAAACAUUAUGGAGAGAAGGUGGCGCUGAUGCAAGCGAUGAUGGUAACCUCUUACACCCCACAAAGGUUGCCGUGA
Messenger RNA from Aspergillus clavatus NRRL 1, 1050 nucleotides. RefSeq lists its product as uncharacterized. Bases 1 to 1050 code for a protein of 349 amino acids. The record is from RefSeq and is a predicted model, not a curated record. The transcript is spliced from 4 exons. Lineage: Eukaryota; Fungi; Ascomycota; Eurotiomycetes; Eurotiales; Aspergillaceae.